AUGUCAGUCCAAGGAAACCCUAUAGAGACAGAUCGAAUAGAAAUCGAUUCUAAUAAUGUUGAGGGAAAAGAAUACAUAACCGAAGAUGAAGAAGAAUCAAUUUAUGACGUAGAUAAAAUAAAACUUUUACCAGGAUCAUCAGAAGAUGGAACAGCUGCUUCGUUUCAAAUACUAGAAGAAGAUCACACGUUGGGGAAUGCAUUACGUUAUAUGAUUAUGAAAAAUCCUGAAGUUGAAUUUUGUGGUUAUAGUAUACCUCAUCCAUCAGAGAAGAAAUUAAAUAUAAGAAUACAAACUUAUGGUAAUAUAACGGCAGUUGAAGCAUUCCAUCAAGGUUUGGAUAAUUUAAGUGAAUUAUGUGGAGUUGUGGAAGAAAAGUUAACGGAUGCUUUUAGUAAAGUAGGUGAAGUACAAUAA
Messenger RNA from Lodderomyces pseudojiufengensis, 417 nucleotides. It is a transcript of the gene RPC19, whose product is annotated as DNA-directed RNA polymerase core subunit. Gene Ontology annotation, molecular function: DNA-directed RNA polymerase activity; protein dimerization activity; DNA binding. The record is from RefSeq and is a predicted model, not a curated record. Gene Ontology annotation, cellular component: RNA polymerase I complex; RNA polymerase III complex. Gene Ontology annotation, biological process: DNA-templated transcription. Bases 1 to 417 code for a protein of 138 amino acids. The transcript has a single exon. NCBI's taxonomy places the organism in Eukaryota, Fungi, Ascomycota, Pichiomycetes, Serinales, Debaryomycetaceae.